UUUCAAGAGCACACAUAUGGCACACGCCAUCCUAAAAUACAGAGUACACAGAAUUUGGAUCAAGGAUUUUUAUUAAAAGAAAAAAACAAUAAUAAUAAUAAUUAACGAAGACAAAACAUGCCGAAAGUACGACGAAGCAAAAAACCGCCUCCUGAUGGCUGGGAGCUGAUCGAACCAACUCUGGAAGAGUUGGAGCAAAAGAUGCGCGAGGCCGAAACGGAGCCUCACGAAGGUAAAAGAAAGCAAGAAUCUUUAUGGCCAAUAUUUAAAAUCCAUCAUCAGAAGUCUCGUUACAUAUACGAUUUAUUUUACAGGAGGAAAGCGAUAAGUCGCGAAUUGUACGAUUACUGCUUGAGUGAAAAUAUUGCGGACAGGAACCUAAUCGCCAAGUGGAAGAAGGUCGGCUACGAAAACUUAUGCUGCUUGCGAUGCAUUCAGACGAGAGACACUAAUUUCGGUACAAACUGCAUCUGCAGAGUGCCAAAGGGCAAACUGGAGGAGGGCCGAAUAGUAGAAUGCAUACACUGCGGUUGCAGAGGAUGUUCGGGUUGAAUGUUUCCCUAUUCGAUAUUCACUCGCAAUACGUGAGCGUCUUUGCGGAAGGCUGAGAUCGUAAUAUUUGCACCGAAACGCAUUUUUGGCAGGCGCAUCAAUUUCUCGUCGCCAUCCAUGAAGAUCUUUCCACGAGAUGUGAUCAUCAACGUUGCUGUUCUCUUUAAAGUGUCGUGACUGUCUCGUGGAUUGUAAACUAACG
This is a messenger RNA of Camponotus floridanus (Florida carpenter ant), 754 nucleotides long. RefSeq names its product protein BUD31 homolog (gene l(1)10Bb). Bases 118 to 552 code for a protein of 144 amino acids. Gene Ontology annotation, biological process: mRNA splicing, via spliceosome. The record is from RefSeq and is a predicted model, not a curated record. The transcript has 4 exons. Gene Ontology annotation, cellular component: nucleus; spliceosomal complex. NCBI's taxonomy places the organism in Eukaryota, Metazoa, Arthropoda, Insecta, Hymenoptera, Formicidae.